Messenger RNA from Galdieria sulphuraria, 657 nucleotides. RefSeq lists its product as uncharacterized. The transcript is spliced from 3 exons. The record is from RefSeq and is a predicted model, not a curated record. NCBI's taxonomy places the organism in Eukaryota, Rhodophyta, Bangiophyceae, Galdieriales, Galdieriaceae. Bases 45 to 557 code for a protein of 170 amino acids.
CGUGUUUAUUUGUCAUUCAAGUGGGGCCAUUUGUAUGGUGAAACAUGUGGACUGUUGUGCAAGUAUCGCAACAAAUGUUGAGGAACUCUAUAUAUUACGGCAAGUGUCACGGAAUGCGUUGCUUUCUUCGUUGUUUUGCCGAAACAACAAAGGAAACUACAAGUAGUAAAAAGAAGCGGAAGGGUAACAUAGUUUUGGAGAGUUUGCAACGAAAGCAAGUGGAAGAAACUAUAUCAGAUGAAGCAUAUCAACGAGAGUCGCAACGAAUGAAAGAAUAUUCCAAGUUUAGGUUAAAGGAACUGAAGUUGCGACGGAAGCGAGAACAGGAUCGUUUGGAAGCUAUGCGAGCUGCUAUUCUUGCUCUUCCGGAAGAAAGGAAACGUGAAGUCGAGGAGAAAGUUCUGACUCCAGUUCCUUUUGAGUUGCCACUUUUCUUGGAAACUCCCGCUAUCCCUGGAUAUGAUCCUACGCUUUCCGACGAGGCGUACCAAGAGCUCUCAGCAGAGGAAGUUGCUGUCGAAAAGGAAACUAUAGUUGUAGAUCGGAGAAGAAGGUGACGCCAUCGAAACCUUUGUUUUCUAGACUAGCACCAAAAUUCUUUUGUAAGGAGAAUAAAGAUCUAGAAUUUCUCAAUCUAUUAGAAAAAGUGUUUUCAUA